AUGGAACGAAGAGGUCAGCCUCGAGGCCGAGGAGGAUUCACUGGAUCCGACCAAAACGUCUUCCAAGACUGUGCUGAGCUCAGAAAGUCCUUGGAUGCUGCUGUGUCUGAAAACAACUAUCUCAGACAGUACACCAACAAUCUGUGGCGUCGCAUGCAUGACCUUCUGGAUGAAAGAGACCAGCUCCAACAGACCGAUGAGCACAAAGUCUCCACAGCGAGCCAGUCUGAGUCUGACCUGAAUCCAAAGGAGGACAAGAAGCAAGACUGGGACGCUGUCAAAAAGCAGAUGGAGCAUGACAGAGGAGAAAUUGAGCAGGCAAAGAAAGCGCUUGAGGAGACCAAGAAGGUCCUCCAGAUGGAGAAGGAACAUCUAAAUGAAGAGAAGAAGAACCUGGAAGCUGACAGACAACAUUUAGAGGAGAUCAAGGCUAAAGUGAAGAAAGCCUUCCAGACAGAGCCUGGCCUCAACACACCAGAGGACAAGAAACAAGACUGGGUGACUGUUUUAAAACAGCUGGAGGACGACAGACAAGAAAUCCAGGAGACAAAGAAAGUACUUGAGAAUACCAAGACAGCUCUGGAGAUGGAGAAGGAACAUCUGAAUGAAGAGAGGAAGCAACUGGAAGCUGACAGACAACAUUUAGAGGAGGUGAAAGCAAAAGUGAAGGAGGCCAUCCAGAAAGUCAAAGAGGAAAAGAAAAAAAUCAAACAGGAGAAACAAAUGAAGAACAAGACUGAGGACAAGCAAAAUUUGGAGAAUGAAAAGACAGCCCUGAAAGCAGAGGAACAAACUUUGCAGGUGGAGGCAAAGAAAAUGGAAGAUCAUCAUAAAAGAAUCUUAGAAGAAAAUGAAAAUUUGGAAAAACAGAGGUACAAGAUGGAGCAGGAAAAAAAAGCUCUGCAGGAGGAACAAGAAAAGCUGGAGGAAAUAAAGCAAGACCUGCAGGAGAAGAAGAAAGAAUCUGAGGAGACUUCUAAACAGCUAGAACAAGAAAAGCAAGAACUCCAGGAGCAAAUGAAAAUAUUGGAGGAAAAACAGCACGACCUUCAACUCCAACAGGAAGCUUUUCAGCAUGACCUCAAACUUGAAGAGGAGCAGAAAGAAAAUUUGCAGGAAGAGGCAAAGAAAUUCAGAGAGAGUCAGAAAAUCCUCCAAGAACAAGAGGAUGAUUUAAAAGAACAAAGGGACAAAGUGGAGCAGAUAAACACAGCCCUGCAGGAUGCACAGAAAAAGUUGGAGGAAAAACAUGAAGACCUGCAAGAAAAGACAAGAUAUUUCGAGGAGACUGUAAAAAAACUGGAUCAAGAAAAAAAAGAAGUUCAAGAGCAAAUGAAACUGGUUGAGGAAAACCGCCACCAACUUGAACUCCAAAAGAAAGACUUUCAGCUGUGUGUCAAACAAGUUGAGGAGGAAACAUCUAAGCUGAUGGAAGCAGAUGAGAAAAACAAGGAGAUGGAUAAAAAGCUGCAGGAGAAAGAGUUUGAGCUAAACCAGUACAAGAACAGACUGGAGCAGGAGUCUAAAGAGAUGGAGGAAGAGAAGAAGAAGCUGCAGCUGGAGAGACAAAACGUGGAAGAGAAGAAAGCAGAGCUACAGAAUCUCUGCCAGGAUAACAUCAUCAUUUUUGGCAAAAUGGAACGAAGAGGUCGGCCUGGAGGCCGGGGAGGAUUCACUGGAUCCGACCAAAACGUCUUCCAAGACCGUGCUGAGCUCAGAAAGUCCUUGGAUGCUGCUGUGUCUGAAAACAACUAUCUCAGACAGUACACCAACAAUCUAUGGCGUCGCAUGCGUGACCUUCUGGAUGAAAGAGACCAGCUCCAACAGACCGAUGAGCACAAAGUCUCCACAGCAAGCCAGUCUGAGUCUGACCUGAAUCCAAAGGAGGACAAGAAGCAAGACUGGGACGCUGUCAAAAAGCAGAUGGAGCAAGACAGAGGAGAAAUUGAGCAGGCAAAGAAAGCGCUUGAGUAG
Messenger RNA from Melanotaenia boesemani (Boeseman's rainbowfish), 1974 nucleotides. Its product is annotated as golgin subfamily A member 6-like protein 22. NCBI's taxonomy places the organism in Eukaryota, Metazoa, Chordata, Actinopteri, Atheriniformes, Melanotaeniidae. The record is from RefSeq and is a predicted model, not a curated record. The coding region runs from base 1 to 1974 and encodes 657 amino acids. The transcript is spliced from 2 exons.